UGCCCCCUCCCCAGCCCGCUGGAGCGCCUGGCGCUGCCGCACAUUUUGGGAUUCCUGCUCAAUGUCCCCUCGCGGGUGACAUUGGGGACGCUGGCGCUGCCYGUGUCCCGCCCGCACUGGGUCGGCGUUCGCCGCCUCGGCCGCACUUUUUACAACCUGGACUCCAAAUUGGCCGCCCCCGCCGCCAUCGGMGCCGAGCCGCAGCUCAGGGAGUUCCUGCGGGAGGCGCUGUCGCGGGGCCCCUCGGAGCUGUUCCUGGUGGUGCCCCGGGACGUGGAGGAGGCGGGGACGUGGCUGAGCCCCGAGUGACACCCGAGGUGACACCCAGAGUGACACCCGACACCCCUGGGUGGCACCCGAGGGUGGCACCGCCGAGUUUUGAUGGAAAACGAUGGAAUUUCGGGGUUUUUUCCGAUGGAAUUUUUGGGUUUUCCCACCGGAAUUUGG
Molecule: messenger RNA, 447 nt
Organism: Malurus melanocephalus (red-backed fairy wren)
Lineage: Eukaryota; Metazoa; Chordata; Aves; Passeriformes; Maluridae
Product: josephin-2-like
Exons: 2
Biological process (GO): protein deubiquitination
Molecular function (GO): cysteine-type deubiquitinase activity
Source: RefSeq, a predicted model, not a curated record